GGGGGAUCGGACGGCGUGGGUGAGGGUUUCGAACUAUCCUGAUCAGCAGGUAGCCUGAUCGAAACAUGGAGGAUAUUGGGAGUUGAUCAGUGUGCGUUGCUACCUGCAAUAUGCUUAGCGAGCGGAUUCCAACAGCGUGACUACCGCUUACACGGAUGCGUAACCACUGCACGCUGAAUGUAUUCAUUUAAAGGUGUGUCCCGGUUUCUGCUGUGCAUAAACUUCACGCUCCGGUUUCCCUGGAUGCUUUGUUGACACGCUGAUAACAUGUAGCAAAGGUCUGCAACGGGAUUUAGGAUGUGUUACGUAUCGCCCGUAUCGCAUGAUGGCCUCGCAUGAACACUGAGAGAAAACAUGAAAAUGGGAUGCUGCAGCCGAGUGCCACGAUGCCUUUCUCGAGUACCCUUCGCCACUCUGAUCGCGACUGUGAUGUUCUGCGCCGGAGUUGCCAUCUUCUUGGGAUCCACACAGCGUGCUGCAGCGUCUACCCUGCGUAUCGUGGACCUCCUCCUACCCACCGUCGUCACCAGCGGCAGCCGCCCGCGACCGCGUUACGGUGCGGACGAGGUCCGGGCUGGCCUGGUAGGAGGAGGCGUCACCAUGGGCGUUUUGGGCUUGGCACUGUUGGUGAUCGCGUGCUUAGCGACGGGGCCGACUCGUGAACGGUUAGGCUGGAGAGCUCGUGCUGGGUCCAGGUUCUGCUGUGCCCUCCUGAUGGGUUUGGCCUACGUGGCUCUCUUGGGCUGGAUAGCGCUGAGUGCUUGCGCGGGUCUGGCAGCUACACUCUGCUGGCUAGCGGGUGGAAUGUGUAGCCAGAUGAGAGACGAGACGGCCUGCGUCGACCUCAGGCAAUUUGAGUUCUUACUACCGACAGACGGCACCACCCAGUCCCAGCUGGUCCUCUGCGGUGGCAGACGCAAGGAAUUCUGCAAGGACCACGUAGAGGGCUCGACCGUUCUGUGGAUCCUCGGAGCGGCUUCCGGUGUCCUGGUGGUGCUGUCCCUGGUGCAUCACCUCAUGUGCCUCGCGGCAAAUUACGCUCACAUAAAAGACCAACAGAAGAUGGGCGAUCUUCAGCUUCUGCACGACCUCCAGGAGACCGAAAUGGCGGCUCUCGGUCCUGCAUCCAAGGACCGCUUCUAGGACAUGUGCCGGGACAUCUUCAGGGACGCUACCCUCCGCCGCGGAAGGUUUCCCGGCCGCUUCUAAUGGCCCGAACUGAAAUUCGGGAACGUUCGUUGCUCAAAGAAUGCACGAGCUUUGCGGUGAAGCCCAUAAGGAAACUUCGAAGCAUGUGACCAUGCAUUCCAUGGCAGCCUCACAAAUGAUGGCGUGCACAGUUUUGUCUUAUCUGCUGGGUUUGAUGCCUGCAUCGAUGAUGCGCUACUUAAUGGUAGAGUUUUAUAGUUUUUUACCUUUUCUUUGUGCAUUUUUCUCGUGAAUGGGACAGUCCCGUCGAAUACGACCUCCUUAGGACACCGGAUGAAACGGGCUGUAUGGGACCGUCCCUUUAAAGCUACGGGGCAGCGUAGAACAUGUUUUCAACGUCUCGAAAAGUAUGUUGAGUAUUUUCAUGCUUAUAAAAGCCUCUGUGCAGGCAGUUAUUUACUGAGGACUUUCACCAUCUGGUCUGCUGCUUAAUCAUUUAUACCAUUCGUCAGCCAAGCAGCUUACAGAUUUAGAUGCCAUACAGAAAUUAUGGCUUUUGUACGGAACUACAGUCAUGCCUCGUUAAUAUGGACACUUUUCGUCCAUUCUGUUCAGGAGGGGGGGAAGGCAAAAGUGCACCUCUAGAGGUUCCUGUUAUGACAUCUGAGCAUAAUCAUGACGACCCAUGACGAAAGAGCGCAGUCUUUCACAAGCGACCUUGGGGGUCCGGGAGGGAGGGGGCAUGCCCCCCCCCCCCAUGCCCCCUCACGGUACGUUCAUGAUACUGAUACUGUACAUAAUAAAGCAACAAAAAUACAUGAGCUUGAUAUGGUUUGUACCUUGCUGGACCGUCAAUCGUCCAAAAAGCGAGUUUCCAUAUUAACGAGAAGAAAAUGCAUCGAAAAAAUUGAUGAAAGGCAGGCUCUUAGGCACUUGCGGCUUGUAUGAAUGUAUUUGUCCCUUCUAUGUGUUCCAGCCCGACAACAUUAAUUGCCACCGUGUGCGUUGAAAAAGUUUGGUCCUCACAAAAAUCGUCCGUAUUAACGAGGCACGACCGUAUAUAUUUAUUCUAGAACUGCUCCGCCAACCAUUGUCCACCACUGUGUGGGCUUUCCCAAUUCGCAAGUUCCGCGGCCUAUAGGUGGCGCUCCUAGAAAUUCAAUAUGGCUAUCCGAGAGAUGUUCGAUUGGUUUUAAAUCGUUUGCCCAUCGUAUCGAAAUGACGAAAACGAUGAGCGCACAAACAUACAGACACGAUAAACGCAUGUACCUACAUGGAUUACGCAGUUCCCCACCAAACACGGCAGACGCCUGCGUCUACGGAACUUGCGGAUACUUUGGUACCCCCCCCCCACACACACACAUUUGUAUCACAAUGUAGUAUAGCGUUACUUUCGAGUAGAUAAGCGUGAUGAACCUUGGACCGCAUUAUUACGCUACUAUGUUUGCAUUUAAAUCUCUUUUCGCAUACCCCGAAGUGUUGAGGAGGCAGAGCUUACCACUACCUGCCAUGGCAUUGUUGAUAAGGUGUAUAUAUUUAUGACAGACUAUUCUUGUAGCUGUCCCACUUAUGGAAUGUAAUCAGAAUACUCCGUCCAGUGUUUUUCUUUUUGUCACAAUAUUUUGUAAUAUUGCAGCUCGAGAGAUCAUGGCACAAAGUGCACUGUGUGAUGUUGCAAACUCGGAUAUAUGAGCAUGCAACGUUUAGUUUGCAACACUGUCACUCACUUGCCUGUGGGUUGUGAUAGAGAAAAUCCGUCCCAUCGACGCUCCCAGUGAUAUGUAUAUUAUGCCGUAGCAUGGUAAAGAGUACGGAGCUUGGUACUGCCGGUGGAAAAACUAUCGUAUGUAUUUUGAACAAGUUGCGGACGUUUGUAUUUAUGCGCGGAAUAAAGGCAGGAAUUAUUGGA
Molecule: messenger RNA, 3058 nt
Organism: Ornithodoros turicata
Lineage: Eukaryota; Metazoa; Arthropoda; Arachnida; Ixodida; Argasidae
Gene: M6
Product: neuronal membrane glycoprotein M6-a-like
Exons: 3
Coding region: 355-1143 (262 amino acids)
Biological process (GO): neuron projection development
Cellular component (GO): plasma membrane
Source: RefSeq, a predicted model, not a curated record